AACCUCACUCUUGCUCGCUCUCACCCACCCCCACACCCAACCCAUAUAUUCCCCCCACCAUCCGCUGUUACAACUCACCAGACACACACAUAUACAACAAAAACAAUCAUCACAUCGCAUUGGCCAUGGCUCUUCGCAGACUCUCCUCCACCAUCCCCAAACCUUUCACCAACGCCGUCUCUAUUUAUCGCACGUCCUCUUCGCUCUCCGCGCAAGACAGAGACAAAUCUCGCGUCGAUUGGAUAAAGCAGCUCAACGAUCCUCUCGAGGCCGUGGAUCCCGAGGUCGCGGACAUAAUCGAACUCGAAAAAGCUCGUCAAUGGAAGGGACUCGAACUUAUACCUUCAGAAAAUUUCACGUCGUUGUCGGUGAUGCAAGCCGUUGGAUCGGUGAUGACGAAUAAAUAUAGUGAAGGAUACCCCGGUGCUAGAUACUAUGGAGGAAAUGAGUACAUUGACAUGGCUGAGACUUUCUGUCAGAAGCGUGCAUUAGAAACUUUUGGGUUGGAUCCAUCGAAAUGGGGAGUUAACGUGCAGUCAUUAUCUGGGUCACCUUCUAACUUCCAAGUUUACACGGCUUUAUUGAAACCCCAUGAGAGAAUUAUGGCGCUUGAUCUUCCCCAUGGUGGGCAUCUAUCUCAUGGCUAUCAGACUGACACCAAGAAGAUAUCAGCUGUAUCUAUAUUUUUUGAAACGAUGCCUUACAAAUUGAAUGAGAGCACUGGUUAUAUCGAUUAUGACCAGUUGGAAAAAAGUGCUGCACUUUUUAGGCCAAAAUUAAUAGUUGCUGGUGCUAGUGCUUAUGCUCGUCUUUAUGAUUAUGCACGUGUUCGCAAGGUCUGUGAUAAGCAGAAGGCAGUUUUGUUGGCUGAUAUGGCACAUAUCAGUGGAUUGGUUGCUGCAGGUGUUAUUCCUUCUCCUUUUGAUUAUGCAGAUGUUGUAACAACCACAACACAUAAGUCACUUCGUGGACCACGUGGGGCUAUGAUAUUUUUCAGAAAGGGUGUGAAAGAGAUAAACAAGCAAGGGAAGGAAGUGUUGUAUGACUACGAAGACAAAAUAAAUCAGGCCGUCUUUCCUGGACUUCAAGGUGGUCCACACAAUCACACUAUUGCAGGCUUAGCAGUUGCACUGAAGCAGGCUAUGACACCAGAAUUCAAGAAUUACCAAAAGCAGGUUCUUAGUAACUGCUCUGCAUUUGCACAGAGUUUGUUAGAGAAAGGCUACGAACUUGUAUCUGGUGGAACUGAUAACCAUUUAGUGUUAGUGAACUUAAGGAACAAGGGCAUUGAUGGUUCAAGGGUUGAGAAGGUGUUAGAAUCAGUUCAUAUAGCUGCCAAUAAAAAUACUGUUCCGGGAGAUGUGUCUGCUAUGGUUCCUGGAGGCAUCCGAAUGGGAACCCCUGCUCUCACAUCCAGGGGUUUUGUUGAGGAGGAUUUUAAAAAAGUGGCUGAAUACUUUGAUGGGGCAGUCAAGUUAGCCUUGCAGAUUAAGGGAAAUACUAAAGGUACAAAGUUGAAGGAUUUUGUGGAAGCUAUGCAAUCAGAUGAACAGAUUCAAUCGAAGAUUGCUAAUCUUCGUCAUGAAGUAGAGGGUUAUGCUAAGCAGUUUCCCACCAUUGGUUUUGAGAAAGAAACAAUGAAGUAUAGUAAGUGAGGAUGAGUGGAUGACAUGUGAAACUUCUUUUAGAGUAUUACAUGGAAGAUUUUGGAAUUAAUAAGACGGACUUAAAUGUGUUGCUAGAUGGAUUUGUACCCGAUUCUUGGAUGAAAUUGUGAAUUAUAUUGUCAAUGUUUAAAAUGAAAGAACAAUUCCUUUCAAACUUGAGAAAGAUGUUAUUGUUUUAAAGUUAAAAAUUCCUUUUGAUAACCAAUGUACUGAUGCAGCAAAAAUAUGAGGUUGAGCAUUUGAGUAUUUUG
Messenger RNA from Abrus precatorius (Indian licorice), 1918 nucleotides. RefSeq names its product serine hydroxymethyltransferase, mitochondrial-like. The record is from RefSeq and is a predicted model, not a curated record. The coding region runs from base 126 to 1655 and encodes 509 amino acids. Lineage: Eukaryota; Viridiplantae; Streptophyta; Magnoliopsida; Fabales; Fabaceae. Gene Ontology annotation, cellular component: cytoplasm. Gene Ontology annotation, biological process: tetrahydrofolate interconversion; folic acid metabolic process; L-serine catabolic process. Gene Ontology annotation, molecular function: cobalt ion binding; zinc ion binding; pyridoxal phosphate binding. The transcript is spliced from 15 exons.